GAUUGACUUGCUCUGUCCUUAAAGGCUUCGCUGCUUCGUACAGUACCGAGCGUCUCAUUGUAUUUUUACUGCCUGAAGUGAAUAUUCAUUUCGUUGCUGAGGUCAUACGUAGCAAUUACAGACAUGAAUGGUGUGGCUUUUAUUUUUUUAAGUACACCCCCCCCCCCCCCCCCCCAAGUAUAGUUCCACACGUAUUGCAGAUUUAUGGGUAAGAGUAUUUCGUUCGCCACCAAUUGUGCGUGAGAGAGGCCUGUCGUUUUCAACAUAGGUGGACCUGACUAUGAGAGACCAAAUGAGGAAGGAGGAAAAAAAAAUCCAGAAACUCACAUUGUCUGAUUGUGAAAGAAUUUAUGAGCAAAUUAUGGUGGAAAAGAAGUAUUUGGGCACCUCCAGACUAACGCAAGAUUUCUGGCUCUCACAGACCUGUAACUUCUUCUUUAAGAGGCUCCUCUGUCCUCCACUCAGUUACCUGCAUGAAUAGAACCUUUGGGUACAAACUCGACUUGUCGUCAUGCGUUGGGGCCAGGAUGACUGAUCCGUGGAAAGGGAAGAAUGAAUGGGACCGUCCGUGUAUGGGGAGUUUUUGAGUAAAAACCUCCUUUCAUCAGCCAGGGCAUUGAAGAUGAAAUGUGGCUGGGUCUCUCAGCAUGACAUGGACCCCAAACACAUCGCCCGGGCAACGAAGCAGUGGCUUCGUAAGAAGCAUUUCAAGGUCCUGGAGUGGCCUAGCCAGUUUCCCGAUCUAAACCCCAUAGAACAUCCUUGGAGGGAGUUGAAAAUCUGCGUUGGCCAGCGGCAGCCCGAAAACAUCACCGCUCUCGAGGAGAUCCUCCAUGGAGGAAUGGGCCAAAAUUCCAGAAACGGUGUGAAAACCUUGUGAGGACGCACAGAAAACAUUUGACCUCUGUCAUUCCCGACAAAGGCUAUAUAAUAAAGUAUUGAGAUCAAGUGUUGUUAUUGGCCAAAUGCUUAUUUCCCACCAUAAUUUGCUAAUAAAUUCUUUAAAAUGUGAUUUUCUGGAUUCCCCCCUCAUUUUGUCUCACAGGUGAGGUAUACCAAUAAUGACAAUUAACAGGCCUCGCUCAUCUUUUUAAGUGGGAGAACUUGCACAAUUGCUAAAUAUUUAAAAAAAAAAAAAAAAAAUCUAUUCAGAAGAAAUAUUUGUCAACAUUUUAACAGAAAUCAUGAAACUUUUGUUUCGGACACCUAACGGCGAAGACGGUAAACUAAGUUGCAUUGCGUGCAGAGGGCACGUUGGCAGUGUAUGUUCCUGUGACGAGCGCAAGGGUGUCUGUGACAUCAAUUGCUGCUGCGACAGAGAGUGCAGUCAGGAGAUCGCCCUGUUCACUGGCUGCUCAAUGCUCACCGUCAGUAGCAACACGGAGUUGUGCAGCCAUGCUGCAGCAUCAUAUGGUUUGCAGUAUACUGUAGAGGGCUACUCAGAGCUGCAGUCCUUUGUCCAGAAGGAGACUCGUCAUCACAGUUUAUGCAUUCAGUCACAUUAUCGUGUUGAUGGAUUUUAUUUUCCGGCCCCUACUCUUCCACUGGCCAGAAACUUUGACUCGCUCUUCAAACAGUUUAAUAGGUUUGCUUUCAGUUCACCGGAGAAUAAUGACAUGUCUACACGUACUCCUGCUGUGCUCCACAAAUUGUAUCAGUAUGGAGAUGCAAUCAUGUCCGCUCAAGUCAAUGGGAAAAGAGGAAUAUUUUGCCUGCCAACUACCAGUGUUUCUGUCCAAUGCGUUGACCAGAGUCCUGCAGCGUUUCUAGUGGACAGGAGAAGUCGUUGUUCCCGGCGUGUAGUUCUGAAAGAGGACUGCGGCUCUCUACGAGCCCUAAGCCUAGAUACCUACACGAAGGUCGUGCUCUAUGCUGGGAAGGAUGAAGAUGCCACUCUUGUUCCUAUGAAGAUGGCUUCAGUCAUAUUGCAGUCUUUAGAUGGCACCCAAAACGAAGUCAGGAUCGAUGAAGAGAAGAAUAUGAGGCCAUAUCUCAUUAAUUCAAAUGUGUGCGCAAAUGUUGUGGUGAAGGUUGUAUAUUUGGUGACGUACAAUAUGGCAGGCCAAAUAGUGAACGCAGCAGUCCGUCUGCUGCUUGGGAAUUUUCAUGUCACACCACUUACCCUGGAGCAGGAGUUUUCUGUCCAAUUUUUUCAGGAGAAGAAUAAGAACGUGCCAGUCCAUAAGAGCGGAAAUCCAGGUUAUGUCGUCGGACAGCCUAUUUUGUCUGGACAAGUAAUUUCUGAAGAAAGGGUGCUGACCAUCAACCCCGGAGACACACUGUCUCUUCUCCAGAGUUCCGCAAACCACAACUGUAUGAACGGUCUUCAUCAGCGCUCCCCUGUCUUGUUUGGUGUAGAAUCGAUGUCUGGCUGCACAUUAAGACUGGAGGAUACAGAAGACUGCUCCCUUGUUUCCCAAAUCAUUCUUGACGUUCUGCAAGGACAAACCUAUCCCCAAUAUGUUGCUACAUUCGCAAACUCGGCAUUAGACAGUGACCUUGACUGGGUGCCCAUCGAGCACAACUAUAAUCACAGGGACUCACAUGUUUGCAACAUCCCAUUGGCACUUCACUUACAAAUUGAAUGGACCAAAUAUGGACACUUGUGGAAUCCCCAAGCUCAGAUUGUGAGCAUCGAGCAAGUUAUCCUAACCGGUGACACCAGUUUGACUCGUCUGACCAGAGGCAGUGAUGUGUCAAUUCAGAGUUCAGUGAGCUUCAAAGAAAUCGCCAGUGCUGCUCUCCCUGGUUACAGAGCUACACCGACCAUCAACGCCAAGCUGCCUGUUGACUUCUUCUUUCCAUUUGUUUGAUUCAGCGACUUCUAACAGACUGUGAAAGUCCGCUCACCAAAAUGCCACCCUCCAGAGACGCAGCAGGAUGAGCAGACCCAUUCCAUCAAAUACAUCAUCGUGGAAGAUGAACACUAUGUCCAGCACAAAAGACAGCACCACCACCACAGCAUCAAACACCUCAAACCUAUGCUGGAAGAACUCCCGGCGAUAUGCGAACAGUUUGCCAGCUAGCUCCACCAUGAAGAACGUGAGAAGUGCCAGGCUCAGGUAGUGAAACACCUGCCAAGUGAGUUAUUGGUUACAAUAAAUUAUUGUCUGGAUAGUAGAGCUUUGGUACAGUGAGAAAAAUCAUUAUUUGAUCCGCUGCAGAUUUUGUAAAUUGCGGUAUGUAUACAUUUUAACAGAGGGGGCCAGAUUAUGUAAUGUAAACUUUUUUCACAAAUCCAUAAUAUUGGUCAGUCCCCACAUGGGCAAGUUAUUUUUUUUUUUUUACAAAUCAUUGACCGAUAUAGUGUUGAAAAUGGCUCGCUCUCUCUUUGACAAUGCAAGGUUAACGGCUCAACAAACCGUUUCUUGGGAGGAUAUACUGAAAAGUGAAGGUUUUGAAGCCAGCUACUGUAUGAACUGUAUGUUCCCACUUGUGGUGUGAGAUAUUGAUUCUGUGGAUAAGGUUUCUUUUAUACAUAUCCCCAGUUAAAAUGGGGCCUUCCGAAAAUAAUGUGACUAACUUGUUUGGAGGAGUCAUAAUUCUUGCUGGUUGAUAGGGGGAUCAAAUAUAAUCCUCGGUCGAACACAAAUUCAUGUCUACCAUUUAUGUAAAAUAAAUCCAAAUAAGUCCAACUUCUCUAUCAUUAGACUGGCAGGUGAGCUGGAGCCUAUCUCAGCGGACCUUGGGCUGGCCAAUCGCAGGGCAUCAUUUGUAUGUGAACAAAUCAAAGCGCAAAGGAUCAAAUAAAUUUCUUUUUUUUUUCCACUAUAUUUCCAUCAAACAAAAGAAGUCUCACCUCAGGUGCAACAUGGCCGUGUUCCAGCUGGAUAAUGGAUAAAUCGAUCAGCAGCUCUGCCAGUACAAAAAUGGCAUCCAGGACAACUAAACACACCACCAAUACCUGUCGGUAAAAAUACAAAAAAAUAAAGAAAUAAAUAAAAUCGGAAUGUUUUUAAUUCUCAUAGAAUCGUUGAAUACAGCGUAAUAAUAUAAUUCAGAAAGCGAGAGAAUGCCAGUAUUCUAUUUCCGCUCUCAUAUGUACCGAUGUCUGUUUCAAUAUGUAGUUGGGCGCCACCUGUUUUUUGGUUUGUUUGUUCUUUAACUAAAAAGGAAAGAAAAAGUGUGAGUGUCUAUCAACACUCAGAAGGUUCGUUCUCUGAUCGAAAAGAAACUCUCUCACUAUUCCCAGGUUAUCUAUUUUGUUCCUCGAAUUUAAUUGCUUAUAUUCCUCAAAAACAACAUGUUUAUAAUCAUUCCCCAAUCAUUUGUUCUGCCAAAAACACCCAACGCAAGAGUUUAAAAGGUAUAAAUCAGGAAUCCAUAUGAUCAAGAACACAUCACAGAUCAUCAUACAUUCACACCAAUACGUAUUGUCAUGUGAGCAAAUAUAAAUAUGAAUAUGAGUGUGUGCCUUGCACGCGGAAUUAUUUUCUGGUGCUGUUGAAUGCUGGAGAGGCACCAGCCUCUCGACUAAAGUACAAGCAAAACAGUUCCAAUACGUUGCAUGUAUGUGGUAAAUAGAUAUGGGAGUUUUCUUGGAACAGAAAGAAUAAAAAUACCUUU
Molecule: messenger RNA, 4566 nt
Organism: Phycodurus eques (leafy seadragon)
Lineage: Eukaryota; Metazoa; Chordata; Actinopteri; Syngnathiformes; Syngnathidae
Gene: tctn1
Product: tectonic family member 1
Exons: 15
Coding region: 1185-2813 (542 amino acids)
Biological process (GO): cilium assembly; protein localization to ciliary transition zone
Cellular component (GO): MKS complex
Source: RefSeq, a predicted model, not a curated record